AAGGAAUGGAGCCAAUUGGUCGUGACAAUACUCGAAGUGAACGUCUUGACUUUGCAUAUUUAAUGAGUGCACCUGCAGAACAAUUAAUGUAGCUUUAAUUUACAAACGUCUAACACACCGAUACAGCGUCAGUAAAUAGUCCCUUCAAACGGCAUAAAUAGCGUGUGACUUUGGCACAGAACUGAAUAUAUCCGAACGCCUUUGUCGUCAGAGGACGAGUGCGCGGAGAACGUAUUGCGAAAUUAUCAAAGUGAACAUUUGGCACAGUUUUCCUCCGCCUUAGGGAUUUUCUUGCACAACUUUGCCGUUUACAUUUAUUUUUUCGAAUUUCUAAAUGUUGGAUUCGGGAAUGGCCGCGAAAUCGAAGUUUAACGAUCCACACCUGGUUAACUUAUCGGAUGAUGGUCGUGCUGUCAGCCGAAAGGAAGAUCAAUCCACAGCUGGAAGUUCUCUUCUAAACUUUAUGAACUUGGCGUCCGGGAACGUAAAGACCGCCUUAGAAAAACCAGCCAACUUUAAAAGGAACAUUAACCACCGCAGGUAUCUUCAAAAACAGCUGCGGAAUUAUUCAAAGCGGAAGAACGACAUAACCACAAAGAAACCCAAAGACGUUCUUAAGCAUAAAACUCACAGCUUACACGGUGACAAACAUGGCACGUCGAGGAAUUCUUCAAGGCAAGAAGGGAGUUCUAAAAGAUCUGAACGGACUGUAGAAGCUGUCAACUUCGAGAAAUCCUCACUUCGGGAAAGGAACCUUCCCCCUUCAUUCUGGCAGGAACCUGUCAUUCCAGACGGAACAGAGACGUACAUGUAUCCAAUGUAUCCCUUGCAAGCCAGGGCCGGAGAAUCGGAAGACCCUUACAACCCCGUUUUCGAAAGUUACUUCGAAGGUUGGAACGAAUGUUUAACAAGGGAAAUCCCCGUUGAAGAACUGUCACAAAGUGGAUCUGCACUUUCUGUUUCAUCCGAAGAAACCAAUUGUGAUGAUUUCAUGACGGGAGAAGAACUUACUCGUAGUAUUGACAUUAAAGAUCUGUAUGUACCCGAACUUUAUUUAACAGAUAAAAGCCCGCUAGAGUCAUCUCAAGGGGAGAGCCUUUACCUGGCACCUAUCUCACCCACUCAGUAUGUCCUGACUCCUACAUCUUGCUCAGAUCAGGCAUAUUUUAAUUUUUCGUUUGAUCACGACCCAUCGGGUUUACCGCCAUUUGCCAUGGCUUUUCUUAGUCCGGGUACCCUAACGCAAUACUAAUCUUCGUUCGUCAUAGAUCUAAUGUCACAUAAAAUAGGUGACAAUUAUGAAAAAAAUUGUGGUCAUAGUAGUAAUGUCUACUCCACGGACAAGGAUCACUGGGAAGGAAGUUUUCUUAAGACAACAGCUUCGUUUCGCAGGUUUUCCUGUAAAUACUGCUUAUUUAGAUAGUUUUUAAUAGAAUAUAUUUUCAUGAAACCGAGAUGACUGUGCCUUUUGCAAUAUUUUGAAGAACGUGCAGUUUUACUGAAGAGAAGGAAAGUGACAAUACUUUGGACUAACAUGAGAUCGAAGGUAAUUAAUUCGUUAUUGAAAUUAUGCUUCCACGUCUACUCUGUGUUAUAGUAUUUAGAGAGGAUAAAUAAAUCUUUGAGAAA
This is a messenger RNA of Pocillopora verrucosa, 1629 nucleotides long. RefSeq lists its product as uncharacterized. NCBI's taxonomy places the organism in Eukaryota, Metazoa, Cnidaria, Anthozoa, Scleractinia, Pocilloporidae. The record is from RefSeq and is a predicted model, not a curated record.